UGUCAUUGGGGGCUUCUCUGUAUUUUGUCGCAAAUUCGUCGCCACACCCGUAACAUUUCUUUGCUGCGGAAGGAAGUUUGCAAAGUGUAUACGGGUGUGGAGACAUACCAGAAUGCCAUUGCCAUCCCUGUGGAGUUUGCUGUUGAUAGGCUUGCUGUGAAUGUAGUUGGUGAUAGCUCGAGGCUUGCUGUGGUUGUAGUUGUCGAUAGCUGGAGGCUGGCUGUGGUUGUGGUUGUUGUUGGUGAUAGCUCGAGGCUGACAGUGGUUGUAGUUGAUGAUAGCUCAAGGCUGGCUGUGGUUGUGGUUGUUUUUGGCGAUAGCUCGAAGCUGGCUGGGGUUGUGGUUGUGGUUGUUGUUGGUGAUAGCUCGAGGCUGGCUGUGGUUGUGGUUGGUAAUAGCUCAAGGCUGACAUUGGUUGUUGUUGGCGAUAGCUCGAGGCUGGCUGUGGUUGUUGUUGGUGAUAGCUCGAGGCUGGCUGUGGCUGUUGAUAGCUUGAGGCUGACAGUGGUUGUUGUUGGUGAUAGCUCGAGGCUGACAGUGGUUGUUGUUGGUGAUAGCUUGAGGCUGACAGUGGUUGUUGUUGGUGAUAGCUCGAGGCUGGCUGUGGUUGUUGUUGGUGAUAGCUCGAGGCUGACAGUGGUUGUUGUUGCCCUUUAA
Exaiptasia diaphana is the source of this 657-nucleotide messenger RNA. RefSeq lists its product as uncharacterized. The annotation marks the transcript as partial. The record is from RefSeq and is a predicted model, not a curated record. Lineage: Eukaryota; Metazoa; Cnidaria; Anthozoa; Actiniaria; Aiptasiidae. The transcript has 2 exons.